UGUUAUUGCUGCUUUCUUACACAGCAACUGAGCUUUGGAAUCAUGGCUGGGAUUUUGAAUGAAUUUGAAACCAGCUCAGAGGCUACUGCAUGCAGUCAAGAGCAACAAGACAAUGCCAGCUGGGAGAAGUAUUUGGAAAGGAAAAACCUCGUUGUGCAAACCCUGCACACUGACCUGAGCCUCCACCACCUCCAGGACCAGCAGAACAAGGCUGAGCUGCUGAAGAAAUGUUACUUUUACCUGGAGGUUGAGCCCACACACGUGAGCGUGAUACAAGAGAACGACUUGAUAUUUCACACUGACAUCUUCCAACUAAUAGACCCCUGCCGCUUCCAGAAGGUGCGGGAGGUGGGGAAAAAACAGACUGAAAUCCUGCUGUUGCUUUCAGCUGAGCUGCUGGAACAGCUGGAACGAGGUCGGGAGGAGCUGAUCUGUUACAUAGAGACCUGCGACAUGGGAACUUUCCUCUCCCAGUGGGACUUGAUAAGGCAGAGAAUGUUUAAGCUCUCACAGUAUAUGAAAACUCUCCUUUCCUUGAAAGUGCCAGAAAAUCUCUACGUCAAGCACCAUUUGGUGUCACACGCAGAUCUUGGAGGCCUUGGACUCCCCAACAUCAGCCUCACUCUCCGUACAAAGAAGCCACUGAUUUUUGAUCGAAAAGAAUCAUUUGCAUGCAAGGACCGUGCCAAGCUCAAGUGGUGCACUGAAAACCCAGAGUCACACCUUGAAAAAUAUGAGCUGCACUUCCAGCUACUGACUGGGAGUCAGACAGAGAUGGGAUACCGUGGGUGUCACGUUGUCUCCUCUGACACCUGCAUGGUGCAGAACCUGCAGCCUGGCAGAACAUACAAAUUCACGAUUAGAAGACCAGUCACUCACACAUUUGUCUUGGAAGAAUGGCACGACAGCAUUAUAUUGAAGACAAAAACCUGAUGCUGUUGAAGACUCUUGUGCACCAGGAGGAUGAGGUGACACCCAACAACAUUUUUCUCAUGUUAUCUAUUUGAAAAAGAUUAAUGAGAAAAAUUAAACCUUAAGCGUGCACAAAACUGAACGUGGUCUGUUUUCAACCACAGCUGUACAAGCACCUUCCCCAAAUCUUUCCAGCUUAACAGUGACCCAUUCCAAAUUUUUCACACAAAACAACAUCCAUAGGCUGAAUUUGGGACUCAACGCUUCACUUCCUGCUGCCAGACCUGUCAGAUGGGAGCAGCUGGAAGCAGGCAGCCUUGCAGG
This is a messenger RNA of Apus apus (common swift), 1236 nucleotides long. It is a transcript of the gene FNDC11, whose product is annotated as fibronectin type III domain containing 11. The annotation marks the transcript as partial. NCBI's taxonomy places the organism in Eukaryota, Metazoa, Chordata, Aves, Apodiformes, Apodidae. The record is from RefSeq and is a predicted model, not a curated record. Gene Ontology annotation, molecular function: protein binding. The transcript has a single exon.